This is a messenger RNA of Onthophagus taurus, 939 nucleotides long. RefSeq names its product Secretogranin_V domain-containing protein 7B2 (gene 7B2). The record is from RefSeq and is a predicted model, not a curated record. Gene Ontology annotation, cellular component: secretory granule. Gene Ontology annotation, molecular function: enzyme regulator activity. NCBI's taxonomy places the organism in Eukaryota, Metazoa, Arthropoda, Insecta, Coleoptera, Scarabaeidae. Gene Ontology annotation, biological process: regulation of hormone secretion; neuropeptide signaling pathway.
AGUGUUCAAUCCACAAAAAUGCUGACAUCAAAUAUGGAACACACGUUUAUAUUCUUCACGGUUUUAUUGUAUGGUGUGUCAGCAUUUUAUGGAGCUGACAAAGAAAGUUUUUUGGCACGAGACAUAUUAAGGGAUUUGGUGAGCAGGAUGGGAAAAGAAGAUUUAUUCGAUCAGUCUCAAGUUUUUCUCGAUUACCAACCGGUUGAAAGUCGAUAUAGUCCGAUGACGGAUACUCGAUCACUUGCGAAGGCUUUGGACGAAGAAGAGGAAGAACAAUUGUUUCCUUUAGAUUACGAUAGUUUCGGGAGUGACAUCAACAUCAAUCCUAGUUUACGUGAUCAGGAAUUUUUGGAGCAUAGUACAUUAUGGGGUAGUCAAUUAAUGUCUGGUGGAGCAGGAGAAGGGAAACAACGUUUAAAACCGGAUGCCAUUUACAAAAAUCACAUGGAGGUGAAAAGUGACACAACUUUGCCGGCAUACUGCAAUCCACCCAAUCCAUGUCCUUUAGAAUAUACAUCAGAACAAGGAUGUUUAGAAGAAUUUGAAAACACAGCUUCAUUCAGUAGGCGUUAUCAAGCUUCUCAAAAUUGUAUGUGUGAUAGCGAACAUAUGUUUUAUUGUCCUGAUAUGGUUUCAAGAGAAAACAACUUGGAGACUGCAAUGGAUGAUUUAAACAAUUUAGAUUUCAAUAAUUUUCUUCGCCAGGUUGAUCCUAUGUUUCAACAUAAAAAUUUAGCUGCUAAGAAAUUUCACGCGAAGAAGAGUUAUCGUGAAAAUCCAUUUUUAACCGGUGAAAAAUUACCGGUUGCUGCUAAAAAAGGAAAUAACGUAAUCUUUUAAAUUUAUUUUAAAACCUAUCCUAAACAUUCUAUCUAACACGUAUUUAGAUUACGAAAUAAAAAAAGUAAUUGAAAUGAAAUAAAUGUCAUUAAAAUUUAA